Trichoderma atroviride IMI 206040 is the source of this 924-nucleotide messenger RNA. The record is from RefSeq and is a predicted model, not a curated record. Lineage: Eukaryota; Fungi; Ascomycota; Sordariomycetes; Hypocreales; Hypocreaceae.
AUGCAGCCUUCUCAGGAGGAGCGCUGUCAAUUCUAUAACGCCACUGGAACAUUGUCUCAGCGAGCCGAGAUGGCGCGGCUGUGGCAGUCGAUUGUGCCUGAGGAGGCAAUUGCCUGUCCGUUUCUCAUCCAUGGCAUGCUCGCUGUGUCGGCCUUACAUGUCGCCGGAAGGAGACCUUCGCAUCGAUUCAGGUACGAGCGAUGUUGCCGACAGCACCAGAACCAGGCCAUUCCCGAGUAUCGACAGGCCAUUCAGACCAUCAGCACAGAUUCUGUCGGGCGUAUAUUUGCAAUGUCCUAUUUGGUUUCAAUAUUGUCUUUGGCUGCUGUGUCGGAUAAUGCCUUACGGGACGAGGAGCGGCACACGGAGAUGCAGACAUCGAUCGACGAUAUAAUGGCAGUGGUCACAGUCAUAAGGGGUAUCCAUGCCAUUGUGCGGCCGGCUCAUCUCCGCCGCCGCCUAAUGAACAGUCCGUAUGUCAUCCUCUUGACAGGACACAGCCCUUUGAGCAGCAGCCAAAGGGCUUCAUUGCCUGCACACGUCCCGUCGCGUUAUCAGAUGCUGCGGGACGAAUGUCUGAAGGAUCUCAUCGCCCCCAACGAUCAUGAAGUAUACAAGCUCUGUACAGAGGCGAUUGAUUUGUUGGAGAAAGUUCAUCGUGAUGUGUUUUCAGUGAAGCCUCUUGAGGACGCUGAAUUUUCCUAUUUGGUGAAGUGGAUAGCGCUUGUGCCCUCGGGCUUUGUGACUCUGAUUCGGGAACGACAUGCUGCAGCACUUGUCAUUCUUGGGGAUUUUGCCGUCAUCUUCAAGUGGCUAGAGAAUAUCUGGUUUCUCAAAAACUGGGCUGCCAACGCGCUCAGAGCAAUCAGGGAGGCCACCAGCCCAGCAGGGCGCGAGUGGCUGAACGCGGUUUCGUGCUUCUAG